GAGCUCCCGCUCCCCCGACUGCUGCCAAGCUGACGGGCACACCUCUAGCUCAGCUCGUGGGUCUACAGGAGGGUGAUCCAGACAUCUCUUCUGAAACCCGCCUGGUGUUGCGCUGCACCCUGGGUGAGCUGGCUGUGCAUGGAGGUGUGGACGAACCAUGGGUGCGGCAAGCUCUGGUCUCUGCAUUGUCAGACUUCGACAGCCUUCAGCCAAGCGAUCCAACGCUUCGGCCUUUCGUCUUUCGAGCUUUGACAGCUCUCGCAGGCGUGACCAACCAGAAUGGCGAUGCCAUCACGGCAGAAGGGCUCUAUCGCACAGCUCUGGACCACGUGGAGAAGUACAAGACUUCCGGCCAGCGUGCAGAGACCUGGAGAUCCUGGGUUUCCGAGGGCUUUGUGCAGAUGCUUGCCGAAGGCCGUCAUGCUGAGCAACGCAAAGCCGAGAUCCAGGCGCUCCAGGCAGAGGUGAAGCAUUCCUCAACCUCAGUGCGACGCUGGGUGUACAGCGCUGCGACCAUGCUGCCUCCGACAGAAACUCCUGACGUCCAGGCAUCGAGUGACGGUGGCUUCAGUCUGAUGGGCACCGAAUGCCCGCGCAAAGCCGCAGAGUUCGCGGGAAAAGUGCAGAAGACAUUGUAUUGCACAGCCGGCGAGAAAGGACCCUGGCACAACUUCUGUGUUGGCUUCGUGUUCAGCUCAGCUCAGGAGGGGAGCCAUGUCGUGAAGAACCUGCACCGAGAUUGGAUGGAAACUCGCCUCGUGGACACUUGCAUCGCUGGCUGCGUUGGCCGAAAAAGCACCUGA
Symbiodinium sp. CCMP2592 is the source of this 803-nucleotide messenger RNA. The record is from the annotation of a GenBank genome assembly. NCBI's taxonomy places the organism in Eukaryota, Dinophyceae, Suessiales, Symbiodiniaceae.